GGCGCCGCGCUCCUCCUCUUCUCCCUGCUCCUCCCCCGGGAGGCUCCGGGCUGUCGCACGUGCCGCCGGACUCAGGCUCCUCCCCUCCCUCCCCCUACGUGGGAGCUGCGCGCAGCUGCCUCCCUCUCCGCCAGCUGAGAUGGCGCUCGACCCCGCAGAGCAGCAUCUCAGACAUGUCGAAAAAGAUGUUUUAAUCCCUAAAAUAAUGAGAGAAAAGGCCCGAGAGAGAUGUUCUGAACAAGUUCAAGAUUUUACCAAGUGUUGCAAGGACUCUGGAAUCCUUAUGGUAGUAAAAUGCCGGAAAGAAAAUUCUGCAUUGAAAGAAUGUUUAACUGCUUACUAUAAUGACCCAGACUUUUAUGAAGAGUGCAAAAUGGAAUACCUGAAGGAAAGGGAAGAAUUCAGAAAAACUGGAAUUCCUAGCAAGAAAAGGCUGCAGAAGCUUCCCACAAGCAUGUAGGCAAAUAUUCAAAUAAUAUCCAAUAACUCUAAUUGUGGAAAUCACAAUCACCUGAAAUAAUGGACUUAAGGAAGUUUUAUUUGCUUUAUCCCAAAUUACGGAAUAUUAAUUCUAUGUGAAAUAAAAGAUUUUUGUUUAAGUUCCAAA
Molecule: messenger RNA, 607 nt
Organism: Manis pentadactyla (Chinese pangolin)
Lineage: Eukaryota; Metazoa; Chordata; Mammalia; Pholidota; Manidae
Gene: CMC1
Product: C-X9-C motif containing 1
Exons: 4
Coding region: 140-460 (106 amino acids)
Cellular component (GO): mitochondrion
Source: RefSeq, a predicted model, not a curated record